AUAUAUUGAUCACAUAGCACACAACAGAAAAGAAAUUAUAUCAGGAAGAGAUCGUCGGCGAGAAGAGAGAAAAAUGCGAUUGGGAAAGUACGAGCUUGGAAAAACGCUCGGCCAUGGCAAUUUUGGGAAGGUCAAAUUUGCAAUUAAUUUUGAAACUCAGCAACCUUUUGCUGUCAAAGAAGUUGAUAAGACCAAAAUUAUCCUUCUUAAUAUCACCCAUCAGUUUAAAAGGGAAAUACACACCCUCAAACUUCUCAGGCAUCCAAAUAUAGUCAGGCUUCAUGAGGUGUUGGCUAGUAAAAGCAAAAUUUACAUGGUUCUCGAGUACGUGAACGGCGGAGAAUUAUUUGAUACAAUCGCGUCUAAGGGAAAGCUAUCAGAAGCUCAAGGUAGAAAAAUCUUCCAACAGUUAGUUGAUGGUGUGAGUUACUGCCAUAAGAAAGGCGUUUACCAUAGAGAUCUCAAGCUGGAGAACAUACUUGUUGAUGCCAAGGGAAACGUUAAGAUAACUGACUUUGGGUUAAGUGCUUUACCCGAACAUUUUAGGGGUGAUGGUUUGCUUCACACAACCUGUGGAAGCCCAAACUAUGUAGCACCAGAGAUUCUUGCAAACAGAGGGUAUGAUGGUGCAGCCUCAGAUAUAUGGUCUUGUGGUGUUAUCUUGUUUGUAAUUCUCACCGGAUCACUUCCUUUCGAUGAUAGAAAUUUGUCUGUUCUUUAUCAUAAGAUUUUGAAAGGAGAAAUUUAUCUACCCAAGUGGCUGUCACAAGGAGCCAAAAAUUUGAUAAGAAGGAUUCUUGAUCCAAACCCUAUUUCUAGGAUAACUAUGGCUUCUAUCAAAAUGGAUGAUUGGUUUAGAAAGGACUAUCAUCCAGCCUACCUUGAUGAAGAAGAGGAAGAUAUAUACACUAAUGAAGCUGUGGUCUUCCCAAUGCAUCAAGUGCCAUCUUAUCUUGGGGAAAAGAGUUCAGAGUCUCCUACUACUACUAUAAAUGCAUUUCAACUGAUUGGAAUGUCCUCAUGCUUAGACCUUUCAGGUUUCUUUGAGAAAGAGGACAUUACUGAGAGGAAGAUCAGAUUUACAACCAACCACUCUACAAAAGAACAUAUACUCAACAGGAUGGAGGAUCUUGUAACAGACAUGGGCUUUCUUGUCCAUAAGAAAGAAGGAAGGUUGAAAGUAAUGAGAGAACAUCAAGGUGAAAAUGGUGUGUCCAGCAUACUCUCUAUAUCAGCAGAGGUUUUUGAGAUAAGUCCAUCACUAUUUGUUGUAGAAUUAAGAAAGUUGCAUGGAGAUUCAUCUUCAUAUAGACAGUUGUGUAAAAUAUUAUCCAGUGAUUUGGGUAUCCCCUCCAGCCAAGACUCGGUGAUGACAUAGAAACUCCGGAGAUCUUUAUAUAUAUAUAUUUUUAUUUUGUGGGAUAGGAGAGAAAUUGUAAUUUUAAUUAUGAAAUUGGUGAGAAUAUUUAUCAAUAAAGUUGGCGGGUUUGUGAUGUUGAA
Molecule: messenger RNA, 1500 nt
Organism: Benincasa hispida (wax gourd)
Lineage: Eukaryota; Viridiplantae; Streptophyta; Magnoliopsida; Cucurbitales; Cucurbitaceae
Product: CBL-interacting serine/threonine-protein kinase 1-like
Biological process (GO): signal transduction; protein phosphorylation
Molecular function (GO): ATP binding; protein serine/threonine kinase activity
Source: RefSeq, a predicted model, not a curated record